This is a messenger RNA of Knipowitschia caucasica, 321 nucleotides long. The record is from the annotation of a GenBank genome assembly. Lineage: Eukaryota; Metazoa; Chordata; Actinopteri; Gobiiformes; Gobiidae.
AUGAGAGUGUGUUCUCUGCAUUUUCACUCGGGUAAACCAUCAUAUGAGAUGUUGGAGAAUCACCCUGACUGGACACCAUCCUUGCGAUGCUGCAACACACCUGUGUCAGACUGUGUUGAAGGUGUUCAAAGAUUGUUCAGCAACUCACUCAUGAUGAGGGAAAAGAGCAACAAGGGGAAAAUGCCCCCUCGGAAAUGCGACAUGUGUAGAGUAAUACAGGGUGCUGUUCUGCUGCGUCUUCUCUCGGACUGUCGAGUGCUGGCGACCAUGUCUCACACCGCGGCUGCCGUCUCAAGACUAAAACCGAAGAUGAAGCGAUGA